Messenger RNA from Pelmatolapia mariae (spotted tilapia), 5452 nucleotides. Its product is annotated as vesicular glutamate transporter 1-like. The transcript is spliced from 13 exons. NCBI's taxonomy places the organism in Eukaryota, Metazoa, Chordata, Actinopteri, Cichliformes, Cichlidae. Gene Ontology annotation, biological process: synaptic transmission, glutamatergic; transmembrane transport; neurotransmitter loading into synaptic vesicle. Gene Ontology annotation, cellular component: excitatory synapse; synaptic vesicle membrane. Gene Ontology annotation, molecular function: neurotransmitter transmembrane transporter activity; L-glutamate transmembrane transporter activity. Bases 436 to 2178 code for a protein of 580 amino acids. The record is from RefSeq and is a predicted model, not a curated record.
UACCUUCCACUCACUACACACUUGGAGAGAUUAGCGGCAGCAGUAAUCUGUUUCAGGACCAUGGCCAGAGACAACGUUUGGAUAUGAAUCUUAUCGAAAGUUGCCUACGACUCUCUGUGAACCUUUACGGACACCAAACAGUGUGACGAAGUUUGUUUGGACAGGGUAUCCGGAAAAGUGGGGCUGAACAUGCAUAUUCGACUGGUUUUAUAUAAAGGGACUUGAAGCAGGCUCAGUCAAAUCUCUGGACAGUCUGUCGCUGAUUACGAGUCUCGUUUCACAUGAAAGCGUGAGUUAAGAAAGCUGGUGACCCAACCAAAUCGGUUCUUUUAAUGUGAGUAAGAAGCAAGAAGCCGGGAAGCAGAGGAGAAAGGCUGUGCGCUCAGUCGGGAGCGCGCAAAGACUGCACAUUGGUCCGGUCCUGGAGACGUGAGGAUGGAGGUCCGGCCGGACAGGUUUAAGGCCGUGGCAGCCAAAACUCUUGGGAAAAUAUACGGAGCUAUCGAGAAGAAACAGGAAAAUGGCGAGACCAUCGAGCUGUCGGCAGAGGGCCGGCCAGAGCUGGUGGAGGAGAAGGAGAUGCCUGUGGUGGACUGCACGUGCUUCGGUCUGCCCAGGCGCUACAUCAUCGCAAUCCUCUCUGGCAUUGGUUUCUGCAUCUCCUUCGGUAUCCGGUGUAACUUGGGAGUGGCUAUCGUCAGCAUGGUCAACAGCCACACCGUCUUCAAAGACAACAAGGAGGUUAUAGUGAAAGCACAGUUUGACUGGGAUCCUGAAACGGUGGGAAUGAUCCACGGUUCAUUCUUCUGGGGAUACAUUGUAACUCAAAUCCCAGGAGGGUUCAUUUGUCAAAAGUUUGCAGCAAACAGGGUGUUUGGCUUUGCUAUAGUGGCAACAUCUUUCCUGAAUAUGCUCAUUCCUACAGCAGCUCGUAUGCACUUUGGCUGCGUUAUCAUUGUCAGGAUCUUUCAAGGACUUGUGGAGGGAGUUUCAUACCCAGCAUGUCAUGGUAUUUGGGCCAAAUGGGCACCACCUCUUGAAAGAAGUCGCCUGGCAACAACAGCCUUUUGUGGUUCUUAUGCUGGUGCUGUGAUUGCCAUGCCAUUAGCUGGAAUCCUAGUCCAGUACUCAGGAUGGUCAUCUGUCUUCUAUGUGUAUGGAAGUUUUGGUGUUAUGUGGUAUUGCUUUUGGAUACUGGUCUCGUAUGAAAGUCCGGCAGCUCACCCCACCAUCACCGAGGAGGAGAGGAAAUACAUUGAGGAAAGCAUUGGCGAGUCAGCCCAAUUUACAGUAACGAAAUUCAACACACCGUGGAGGGCCUUCUUUACCUCCAUGCCAGUGUAUGCCAUCAUCGUAGCCAACUUCUGCCGAAGCUGGACUUUCUACUUGCUCCUCAUCAGCCAGCCUGCUUACUUUGAGGAGGUCUUUGGGUUUGAAAUUAGCAAGGUGGGGAUAUUGUCUGCUCUUCCUCAUCUGGUUAUGACCAUCAUUGUGCCCAUUGGUGGCCAGAUUGCUGACUAUUUGCGAUCCAACCACAUCAUGACCACCACGAAUGUCAGGAAGCUAAUGAACUGUGGAGGGUUUGGGAUGGAGGCUACCUUGCUGCUGGUAGUUGGUUUUUCACACACAAAAGGCAUUGCCAUUACAUUCCUGGUCCUGGCUGUGGGUUUCUCUGGUUUCGCCAUUUCAGGUUUCAAUGUCAACCACCUGGACAUUGCGCCGCGGUAUGCUAGUAUCCUCAUGGGUAUCUCCAAUGGCGUAGGCACCUUGUCUGGGAUGGUCUGCCCACUUAUAGUCGGUGCCAUGACAAAGCAUAAGACGCGAGAAGAGUGGCAGGGCGUGUUUCUUAUUGCCUCACUCGUUCAUUAUGGAGGUGUUAUGUUCUAUGGUAUUUUUGCAUCUGGAGAGAAACAACCUUGGGCAGAGCCAGAGCAGCUGAGUGACGAGAAAUGCGGGAUCCUGGACGAGGACGAGCUUGCAAAUGAGACGGAAGAACUGUAUCGCACAAGUGGUGGAGCGGGCUACGGAGCCACGAACCCGGCAUCGGAUCCCAACGGAGGAGGCAUGGCUGGGGGAGGAGGAGGCUGGGUGUCAGACUGGGACAAAACUGAGGAGUAUGUCCAACCAGCCGGAACCAAUAAUUAUCUUUACGGAGGAGAAGGCGACCGAGAGUUAUAACGUAAAGCCAGCAGAAACAGUUUAUCAGCAAUGUGGAAUUUCAUUCAAUGGCAUUAAAAAAACUGGUGGGAAUGUGGGGAUGGACAAUUUUCAGCAGGUCUGACUAUUUUAUCAUAAAUUAACAAUUUCACAGAGACUGCACAGUAGAGGUGAAGACAGUAGUAAACGUAAAAUGUGUUUGUGCAUGAGUGCAGUCGUUAUACGCUGUGUGGCAGAAUGGUGUCACCAGCCCACCUUCAGACAUGUCGGAGGACGGCUUUAGGCCUGGUGUGGCGUUCUUUGAUGCUUAGUCAUUGUAACUGUAGAAACUGGACUGACAUGACAUGGAUUUCAUUUCUAUGCCUCUUAUUUGUAUUUUAAUCACUCGUAAUUACACAUCUUUAGGCGCACAAGGAUCACACUGACUUUUCUUUUUAGGAGAAAUUGAUAUCUAUUGAGAUUGUCAGAUUAGUUUCGAAGACAAUAUUUUUCAUAGGGGUGGCCAAGAGAGAAACAACCUGCUGUAGGCUUAUGUAUUAGUCUUCCUAGUCAAAUGGUACAUGUACUACGUAGAAUAAUAACAUAUUUGUUUGGUUUUUAAUUUUAACCCUUAUCUGAUUUAAAAAACAAAACAAAAAAAGAUCUGCAACCAUCUGUUGAAAUACUCUCAUUUAUGGCAAAACAGGUUUGCUGAAGAUAUAGUAGUUUCUGGAUGUAAUUUCUCCAUUAAUAUAUAGUUGAACAUAGCCACCCAUGGCCACCCCUUGUCUCUGCCCCUGGCCCCAACAGAUUUUUGGUUGUUUUGGGUUGUUGUUUUUUUUUCAUUAUUGUCCUUAAUGUGCACAUUUUAGAAAAAAAAUCAUGUGCCAAUACAACACAAUAUAUAAUGUUCUGUAGUAUUGGUUUAUUCAUCCAUUGAAAAAGGAACUGAACAUCUGCAAAUAACACCACAUCUGGCUUUCUGGGAAGUCUACAUAGACAUUUUAGAUGCAGUUUUUAACCACUGUAUGUAGUGGACUACUACCUUGCCUACUAGCUGACAUACUGUGAAAAAAAAGCAUAUAGGAUUAGAAUAAAUCUCCAGAACAUCAACGUCCUCUUUUAAAAUUAGACUCUUAGGUUAGAGACUGUUUUUCUUUCUGUUUCUAUUUGGCCCAUUUUGCAAAAACUUCAGAAUUUUGCUUUGUAUGAUUAACAUCUAAUACAUCCUCUAUUGGUAUUAUUUUGUUCUGCUCCAUCUGUGUUUGAGGCUGGCAUCAGAGGAAGCAGUUUGCUGUCUCCAGUGAGGUGGCAAAGCACAAACAGCACCAAGCUGAGGCUGUGGGAUCAGUUUUGUAGCACUCUCAUUUAAAGGUGGACUUUAAAUUGAAUUCAUAUGUGUUUAAUAAUCCAUAAAAUAUCAAUUAAAACCAAGACCAGUUAAUAAAAAUGCUGAAAAUCCCAACGGCAUUUCUCUGUACAAUUUAUUUUUGUUAGUAGAUGUGGUCAUGUAUCUAGUUCGUCAUUAACUAGUAAUGGGAUGGUACUGUUUACUGAUAGGAUUGAUAUUAAAUGUUAGGAUUUUUACUGUUUCUGUCAUUUUUCAUUCAUUUAUUGUUAAAUGUUCUGUUCUUAAUUAUAAACUAACUCUAUGUGUAAAGGAAUGUGGAAAAAUACUGAAGAAUAAAACUUAGAGGUGAUAGCUUCCACGGUAGUCACAAAUCUUUAUAUUUGGCAGUUUACCCUUAUGCAUUGCUGCCAUUUUAAUGUUUUAACCUUUCAUACCAGAUGGUACAGAGUAUGUCUCGCUAUAAGUACAUUAUUACGCCUGAUUUGUACUCCACUGUAAAACAAAACAUCUGUUUUCUCCAUGUCAGCUCUACUCUGUUUCAUGCAUGAUUCAGACACUAAGUAUGCAGGUCUUAAACAUUCCUGACCCUUGGUUUCAUGUUACCCCUAAUGCUCUACUCCAUCCCAGACAGAAUAUUGAUCACUGAGCUUAACUGUGAGCAGCAUGAAAAUGAAGCGGAAAAAUAGAUUUUGACGGCACAACCGGUAAGAAGCACAAAGCCUUGGGGUCUCUAAAAUCAGUGGUAUCAUCCUGCAUCCAUUUGUGAUUGAACAUAUAACAUAUUAUACGGUAUAUGAUACCUGAUAAGCAUGCAGCACUGCAUCCGGUGUAAUUUACUUGCCCUAUUGCAUGUCAGUAUGAAUGUUGUGCAGAGGCAAAGGACACAGUAAAGAAUGGACUUAAGAGAGCCUGAAGACCUAAAAAAAAAAAAAAAAUUACGACAGUAAAGGGUCAGCAUUAGCUUUCUAUUGAAAUCAAAUAUCUUGUGUGUGUGUGUGUGUGUGUGUGUGUGUGUGUGUGUGUGUGUGUGUGUGUGUGUGUGUGUGUGUGUGUGUGUGUGUGUGUGUGUGUAAAACCAUUACUGGAACUACUGUAGAUUUCCUCUAUGAUCACAGCAAUACAUUCUAAGUUUUCAAACCACAAACAACAACAAAACGUGACAUAGCAUAUUGCCAUCGUUCCCAUUUUAUUUAGCACAACCAGUAAGAAAUGCAGAAGCAGUGUGUUAAAAAACCAACACCCUAUUUUUCAGUAGUUUGUAGAAUCUCAAGCAGCAGUAACUUGAAGUGUCAACUCACUGACUGCAAGUUGUCCAUUCUCUGCGGCUUCAAAACAAGCCUAAAUCAUUACCCCUCCACCUCCGUGCUUGACAGUUGGUAAAGUUGUCACAUCACUGCAAAUUGGAUCCUGGUUCAAAUAACCUGUGUGGCUCAGACCCCACAUUACAUCACUUUACAUUACAGGGGUUAGGGCUGUGUUCGAUAGGGGACAAACAUCAUCUCUCUGGUUGUCUGUCCAAAGCACAUGGUUACAGAAAUUGUAUUGAUUUGUUCAGAUGCAACUUUUUAGAUUGAAGUUCUGCUGCCAUAUUUUAAAAAGAUGAAAAUUUCUCUUGGCAAUCCUUUUCAAAAAAGUCACACUUGAUUAGUCUAAUUGUGAUGUCAUAAACUUUAGCAUUUAACAUUAUAACUGAGACCUAUAGAGCGUGAGUAGCAGCUCUUGGGGACUUUUGCAGUUUUUGUUAGUAUUGCAGUCUGGCCUUGUGGGGAAUUAGCUGUGAUGUCCACUUCCACAACUGUAUGAAUAUAUUCAUGAAUAUAUUUAAUAUUUUUGAACUUAUAAUCUUUCUCACUGCAGAAUAACGGCUUUCCCAAGUUGAUGGGGAGCAACUUAAUCUUUCGCACAUUGUUUCUCAAUUUUUGAUUAGCUUUUGUUAAAUAAAUGAGGACACAGUGCAACGUGUAA